Messenger RNA from Nomascus leucogenys (northern white-cheeked gibbon), 1007 nucleotides. It is a transcript of the gene YBEY, whose product is annotated as ybeY metalloendoribonuclease. Lineage: Eukaryota; Metazoa; Chordata; Mammalia; Primates; Hylobatidae. Gene Ontology annotation, biological process: rRNA processing. Gene Ontology annotation, molecular function: metalloendopeptidase activity. The record is from RefSeq and is a predicted model, not a curated record.
UCCGCUCUCCCCAACCAGCUCGGCGGCGGGGCUUCCGGUCGGGCGGGUCCGCCCGCUCUCUCGCCCUUUGCCGGGUCCAGACACCGGUACGUCCGGGCGGGUUUUUAGUCUCCCAAGCGAGAGCGUCGCAUUCACCCCCGUGGGUCUGCGGGCGCCCCAGACCCCAGAGGACCCGGCCCCCAACGCUUACCUGUCCCCCGCUCCUGUCCGUCCCCCAUUCCAGUCCCGCCCCUCCCCGCGCCUCGCCUCGCGCGCACCGCCCACCCGCCCCGUUUCUCUGGGAACCGCUCCUUCCGCUCCGCCCGCCUGGAGUCCUGGCCUGAUUCCGCGGCGUCCUUCCACAGCCCCUCGUUGUUGCAUCCUCCUUGUGGUUCCGUUGCAAACAUUUUUAAAGGGCUGGUUAUUCUUCGUGAAAUGAGUUUGGUGAUUAGAAAUCUGCAGCGAGUCAUCCCCAUCAGGAGAGCGCCACUUCGCAGUAAGAUCGAGAUUGUAAGGAGGAUUUUAGGAGUGCAGAAAUUUGACGUGGGGAUCAUCUGUGUUGACAACGAGAAUAUUCAGCACAUUAAUAGAAUCUACAGAGAUAGAAAUGUCCCAACCGAUGUGCUUUCUUUUCCAUUUCAUGAGCAUCUGAAAGCAGGUGAAUUUCCCCAGCCUGAUUUUCCAGAUGACUACAAUUUGGGAGACAUUUUCCUAGGAGUGGAGUAUAUCUUCCAUCAGUGUAAAGAAAAUGAAGAUUACAAUGACGUCCUGACGGUGACGGCCACCCACGGACUCUGUCACUUGCUGGGCUUCACACACGGCUCGGAGGCAGAGUGGCAGCAGAUGUUCCAGAAGGAGAAGGCGGUGCUGGACGAGCUGGGCCGACGCACGGGGACCUGGCUGCAGCCCCUGACCCGGGGCCUCUUCGGAGGGAGCUGAGGGUCGCGUUCCUUCUGAAAGCGGGACGGGGGAGGGGUGGAGGCUGCGGGGAGCGGGGGUCGCACACAAAUAAAUAACGAAUGAAUGUA